AUGGAGGAAGAUGAGGAUGUGCCUAUUAUAUUGGGAAGACCCUUUUUAGCCACAGGGCAAGCUUUGAUAGAUGUCCAGAUGGGUGAGUUAAGGCUUAGAGUACAACGUGAUGAAGUAGUUUUUAAUGUUUUUAAAGGCUUAAAAUAUCCUUCAGCUAGUGACAGUUGUUUUAGUGUUAGUGUAUUGGAGGAACAAGAGGAAGGGGUCAAGUUUAUUGAGGAUCCACUUGAGUUGAGUUUUGGUGUUACAAGUUUGGUUGUAAGUCCAGAAGAGUGUGAUGGUACUGAAGCCAACGAAUAUGUUAAGUGGUUGAUCUCAGAGGGGCAAGUUUAUAAAAAGAAAUAUGAGGAAUUAGGGCAAGUGAUUGAGAGACCGCUCCCAUCUAUUAAGAAGCCACCAGUUCUUGAGUUAAAGACAUUGCCUGAGCGCCUUCGGUAUGCAUAUUUGGGUGAGAACAACACACUGCCGGUUAUUAUUUUAGCUUCGUUGUCUCCGAUAGAAGAAGAGAAGUUACUUAGGAUGUUGAGGGCUCACAAGCUAGCAAUUGGGUGGACUUUGGCAGAUAUCAAGGGUAUAAGCCCUUCAAAGAUGAUGCACUGUAUAUUAAUGGAGGAGGAUAGUAAGCCUAGUAUUGAUGCUCAGAGGAGGCUUAAUCCUUUAAUGAAGGAGGUAGUUUCAAAGAAAGGUGGCAUGAUGGUGGUUAAGAACGAUAAUAAUGAAUUGAUUCCAACUCGUACGUUGACGUGGUGGAGAAUUUGUAUAGACUACCGUAAACAGAAUAAGGAAACAAGGAAGGACCAUUUUCCCUUGCCUUUUGUAGAUCAGAUGUUGGACAGAUUGGCAGGCCAUCCGGAUUACUGGUUCUUGGAUGGGUAUUCGGGUUACAAUAAAAUUCCCAUUGCACCAGAGGAUCAAGAAAAGACCACCUUCAUGUGCCCUUAUGGAACAUUUGCAAUUCGAAGAAUUCUGUUUGGGUUAUGUAAUGCUCCAGCAACUUUUCAGUGA
Messenger RNA from Humulus lupulus (European hop), 1005 nucleotides. RefSeq lists its product as uncharacterized. The record is from RefSeq and is a predicted model, not a curated record. Lineage: Eukaryota; Viridiplantae; Streptophyta; Magnoliopsida; Rosales; Cannabaceae. The coding region runs from base 1 to 1005 and encodes 334 amino acids. The transcript has 3 exons.